UUUUCCCCCUCGCCAACAUCAAGGGAAUACACUGAGUACAUUUUCCUUAGAUAGAAAGGAAAAGGACCUCCCAUUUUUGGCUCUGCUAAGAAGCUCAAAAAGGUGAGCAAAUAAAAAAUAUAUAGUAAAUUGGGAAUUAAGUUUCCAAAAAAUAUUCUGUGGUGAUGCAAUAGAGAUUUGAAAAUUGGAACGAGAUUGCGAUGGUAUAUUCCCAGAGAGGAAGUCCCCAAUCCCGGCGCCUGCUGCUCUGGCUUCUCCUCGCCGCAUGGGAGGCGGGGAGCGGCCAGCUCCACUACUCUGUCCCGGAGGAGGCCAAACACGGCACCUUCGUGGGCCGCAUCACGCAGGAUCUGGGGCUGGAGCUGGCGGAGCUGGUGCCGCGCCUGUUCCGGGUGGCGUCCAAAGACCGCGGGGACCUUCUGGAGGUGAAUCUGCAGAAUGGCAUUUUGUUUGUGAAUUCUCGGAUCGACCGGGAGGAGCUGUGCGGGCGGAGCGCGGAGUGCAGCAUCCACCUGGAGGUGAUCGUGGACAGGCCGCUGCAGGUUUUCCACGUGGAGGUGGAAGUGAAAGACAUUAAUGACAAUCCUCCCAGGUUCUCCCGAGAAGAACAAAAAUUAUUCAUUUUAGAGUCAAGAAUGCCAGAUUCGCGGUUUCCUGUAGAGGGCGCAUCUGACUUGGAUAUAGGAGCAAAUGCAGAAUUAAGAUAUAAAUUAAAUCCUAACGAAUAUUUUGACUUGGAUGUUAAAACAAAUGAAGAAAAAACGAAAUUUUUAGAACUAGUUUUGAAGAAAUCCUUAGAUAGGGAAGAAACCGAAGAACAUCGUCUAUUACUGAUUGCAAUUGAUGGAGGAAAACCCGAACUAACAGGUACGGUUCAGUUGUUGAUCAAUGUAUUGGAUGCGAAUGAUAACGCCCCGGAAUUUGAUAAAUCCAUUUAUAAUGUGAGACUGUUCGAAAAUACACGGAGUGGAACAUUAGUUAUUAAACUGAACGCCUCAGAUGCAGAUGAGGGCAUUAAUAAGGAAAUAGUGUAUUUUUUUAGUAAUCUUGUUUCUGACGAUGUAAAAUCCAAAUUUAUAAUCGAUUCUAAUAGCGGUGAAGUAAAAGUGAAGGGAGAGCUGGAUUACGAAGACUGUAACUUAUAUGAAAUUAAUAUUGAUGCAGUGGAUAGAAGUACAUUCCCAUUAACAGGGCACUGCAAAGUAAUAGUGAAACUUCUGGAUGUGAAUGAUAAUAUCCCCGAGAUGGCCAUAACCUCCCUUUUUCUGCCUGUCAAAGAGGAUGCUCCAACAAGCACCGUCGUCGCCCUGAUCAGCGUGUCUGACCUUGACUCUGGAGCCAACGGGCAGGUGACCUGCUCCCUAACGGCCCACGUGCCCUUCAAGCUGGUGUCCACCUUCAGGAAUUACUAUUCCUUGGUGCUGGACGGUGCCCUGGACCGGGAGAGCAUAUCGGACUAUGAGUUGGUAGUGACAGCACGGGACGGGGGCUCGCCUUCUCUGUGGGCCACAGCCAGCGUGUCCGUGGAGGUGGCCGACGUGAACGACAACGCGCCGGCGUUCCCACAGCCCGAGUACACGGUGUUCGUGAAGGAGAACAACCCGCCAGGCUGCCACAUCUUCACGGUGUCGGCGCGGGACGCGGACGCGCAGGAGAACGCGCGGGUGUCCUACUCGCUGGUGGAGCGGCGGGUGGGCGAGCGCGCGCUGUCGAGCUACGUGUCGGUGCACGCGGAGAGCGGCAAGGUGUACGCGCUGCAGCCGCUGGACCACGAGGAGCUGGAGCUGCUGCAGUUCCAGGUGAGCGCGCGCGACGCGGGCGUGCCGCCUCUGGGCAGCAACGUGACGCUGCAGGUGUUCGUGCUGGAUGAGAAUGACAACCCGCCAGUGCUACUGGCACCUCGGGGUGGCAGCGGCGUUGGCCUAGUGAAUGAGCUAGUGCCUCGAUCUGUGGGGGCGGGCCACGUGGUGGCGAAGGUGCGCGCGGUGGACGCCGACUCUGGCUACAAUGCGUGGCUUUCAUACGAGCUGCAACCGGCGGUUGGCAGUGCUCGGAGUCCGUUCCGCGUGGGGCUGUACACUGGCGAGAUCAGCACAACGCGCGCCCUGGACGAGGCGGACGCGCCGCGCCAGCGUUUGCUUGUGCUGGUGAGGGACCACGGUGAACCCGCGCUGACCGCCACGGCCACAGUGUUGGUAUCGCUGGUGGAGAGCGGCCAGGCGCCGAAGGCCUCGUCUCGGGCACUGGCAGGCGCUGCAAACCAGGAGAUGGCACUGGUGGAUGUCAACGUGUACCUGAUUGUCGCCAUUUGCGCAGUGUCCAGUUUGUUGGUGCUCACUAUGCUGCUGUACACGGCGCUGCGGUGCUCGGCGCCGCCCACUGAGGACGUAUGUGGGCCGGGCCAGCCCCGACUGGUGUGCUCCAGCGCGGCGGGGAGCUGUUCUUACUCGAAACAGAAGCAGCAGAGGGUGUGUUCUGGGGACGGUCAGCCCAAGACCGACCUCAUGGCUUUCAGCCCCAGCCUUCCUCAGGGUCCCACUUCCACAGACACUGUAAGUCUCAAAAGUCUUAUUAUACACCAAUUUCUCAUUCUUUUUGACUUGGAUGUUAAAACAAAUGAAGAAAAAACGAAAUUUUUAGAACUAGUUUUGAAGAAAUCCUUAGAUAGGGAAGAAACCGAAGAACAUCGUCUAUUACUGAUUGCAAUUGAUGGAGGAAAACCCGAACUAACAGGUACGGUUCAGUUGUUGAUCAAUGUAUUGGAUGCGAAUGAUAACGCCCCGGAAUUUGAUAAAUCCAUUUAUAAUGUGAGACUGUUCGAAAAUACACGGAGUGGAACAUUAGUUAUUAAACUGAACGCCUCAGAUGCAGAUGAGGGCAUUAAUAAGGAAAUAGUGUAUUUUUUUAGUAAUCUUGUUUCUGACGAUGUAAAAUCCAAAUUUAUAAUCGAUUCUAAUAGCGGUGAAGUAAAAGUGAAGGGAGAGCUGGAUUACGAAGACUGUAACUUAUAUGAAAUUAAUAUUGAUGCAGUGGAUAGAAGUACAUUCCCAUUAACAGGGCACUGCAAAGUAAUAGUGAAACUUCUGGAUGUGAAUGAUAAUAUCCCCGAGAUGGCCAUAACCUCCCUUUUUCUGCCUGUCAAAGAGGAUGCUCCAACAAGCACCGUCGUCGCCCUGAUCAGCGUGUCUGACCUUGACUCUGGAGCCAACGGGCAGGUGACCUGCUCCCUAACGGCCCACGUGCCCUUCAAGCUGGUGUCCACCUUCAGGAAUUACUAUUCCUUGGUGCUGGACGGUGCCCUGGACCGGGAGAGCAUAUCGGACUAUGAGUUGGUAGUGACAGCACGGGACGGGGGCUCGCCUUCUCUGUGGGCCACAGCCAGCGUGUCCGUGGAGGUGGCCGACGUAAAGAUAGAGGUAUUUAAAAACUCCAGCUCAAAGAAAGGGUGUAUUGAGAAAGAGGAAGAGUAA
Molecule: messenger RNA, 3470 nt
Organism: Propithecus coquereli (Coquerel's sifaka)
Lineage: Eukaryota; Metazoa; Chordata; Mammalia; Primates; Indriidae
Product: protocadherin alpha-5-like
Exons: 3
Coding region: 201-3470 (1089 amino acids)
Biological process (GO): homophilic cell-cell adhesion
Cellular component (GO): plasma membrane
Molecular function (GO): calcium ion binding
Source: RefSeq, a predicted model, not a curated record